Messenger RNA from Megalops cyprinoides (Indo-Pacific tarpon), 2074 nucleotides. RefSeq names its product ceramide synthase 3a (gene cers3a). The record is from RefSeq and is a predicted model, not a curated record. Gene Ontology annotation, biological process: ceramide biosynthetic process. Gene Ontology annotation, molecular function: sphingosine N-acyltransferase activity; DNA binding. The transcript has 11 exons. Lineage: Eukaryota; Metazoa; Chordata; Actinopteri; Elopiformes; Megalopidae. Bases 114 to 1241 code for a protein of 375 amino acids. Gene Ontology annotation, cellular component: membrane.
UGCCCUCCUGUUCCAGGGCUUUCCGCAGUGUUCGUCUAAGCAGCGGCCCUAACUGGGAACAGCUAUUCCUCUGCCUCUCUUCCCCCCUGCAGGUGAAGGCGGUCAGUGUCAGGAUGUUGCAGACAAUCAGCGAGUGGUUUUGGUGGGAUCGUAUAUGGCUGCCUGUGAAUCUGACAUGGUCAGACCUUGAGGACAAGGAGGGACGAGUCUAUGCCAAAGUGUCAGAUCUAUAUGUAACAGUUCCUCUCUCCAUGGCAUUUCUUAUAAUGAGAUACUUGUUUGAAAGAUUGAUCGCCACACCUGUGGCAGCCUCCUUCGGAAUUCGAGAGAAGGUGCAGCAGAGAGCCGCUCACAACCCCGUGCUGGAGGAAUAUUUCUGCUCCCGGUCCAGAAACCCAGCACAGUCAGAGAUAGAUGGCCUGUCAAAGAAAUGCAGCUGGACCCGGAGGCAGGUGGAGCGGUGGUUUCGGAGGAGACGCAACCAGGAACGGCCCGGAGUUCUAAGGAAAUUCAGAGAGGCGUGCUGGAGGUUUGUCUUCUAUAUCUCUGCAUUCAUUGGAGGACUCAUUGCUCUUUAUGACAAACCAUGGUUUUAUGACACUCGAGAAGUAUGGUCUGGUUUUCCAAAACAGUCAAUGCUUGAAUCCCAGUAUUGGUAUUACGUCAUAGAGAUGAGCUUUUAUGGUUCACUGCUGCUGAGUGUUGCUUUUGACAUCAAAAGAAAGGACUUUAAAGAGCAAAUUAUCCACCAUUUUGCAACCUUGACUCUUUUGUCCUUCUCAUGGUGUGCCAAUUAUAUUCGUGUUGGAACUUUGGUGAUGAUAGUUCACGAUGCCUCGGAUGUUUUGCUUGAGUCUGCAAAGGUAUUCAACUAUGCCAAGUGGGAGAAAACCUGCAAUAUACUCUUCAUCGCAUUUGCUGUUGUGUUUAUGAUUACUAGAUUAAUCAUCUUCCCUUUUUGGAUCAUCCACUGCACGUGGGUCUACCCAGUACUGAGCUACCCCCCUUUCUUCGGGUAUUACUUCUUCAAUGUAAUGCUGGUGGUCCUUCUUCUUCUGCACACAUUCUGGGCAUACCUCAUACUGCGCAUGUUGAAGAAGUUCCUCUUUGGGAAUCUGACCGGUGAUGAGAGGAGUGACAACGAAGAAGAGGAGGAGGACAGCUACACCACAGAGGAGGACAGAGGACAUGAGAAAGUGAGCAACGGCUCGGGAUUGGGAGGUGCAGGGCGAGAUCACUGACACCUGGCGGAGCGAGCCUCCCCGAGGCCCCCCGGGGGGCCGCCUCCGCCGGUGGGAUCCAGCGCGGCUCACCAGGCAACGUGGGCCGCCCUGACCCGUUUAUAACGGGACUAUCAACGAUGGUAAAAAACAAUAAAAUGAAACCAGCGCACGCACAAAGAAACAUUUGAUUUAUUGCCGUUGGAGCUGGAACAGAGCCUAGUCAAAAAUUGCUUCCCUCAUCAGAACAUCAGCGCUCCGAACAAUGCUCACACACACAUACACGCAAACGAUGCCGCAUCCCACGAUGUUGGGGGAGAGUUUUUUGGGACGGCGCCCCAACUUCCAACUCCCAUCACUUUAGAGCAGCAGCGCCAGAGAUGGCGCGGCUUCACACGAGGGCGUCUUCCACAGAGCGGCAGCGGAGAACAAAAGCGCGGGCUGCUGCGUUUCUUCAUCAUCACAUCUUAUUCAUCCCUCCGUCUGAAGGGGGGGGCAGACGCCACGUCCCGCGUAUCGUUAUCGCUGCUUUGCUUCAUCCAUCACGUCCUGCUGCACGACGCUGCCGCCAUGUUUUAUAUCAACCUCCGCUGGCCGCUACCCAGCGUUUAUGGACCGACUCUGAUGACAUCUCAGAAUGGUUUACUCCAGCUGGACCCCCAAAAAAAAAAAAAACCUGAACUCCUUCAAAGAGUAGGCAUGGCAGCUCCCCCGAGAGCGGGGCCUUUAAACACGCGAGACCUCAGGCCCUGUUCCCCCCGGCCCGCUGAGGAACACGGCGAGCCUGCGCUCUGUUAAACACAUUGCGCUGUCACGGAACGCAGCCCUCCACGGCCCGGCCCUUACAGCGUGAU